CGAAAGUGUUUCAGUGGAUCCUCCGGAAAGAGUUUCCCAAUAUUUUACGCGUCCAAAGUGUGCCGUUUUCGAGUGUAAAAUCCAUCCAAUCCUACUGCAAACUGAUCACCAAGGUGACGGGCGACUAGCUGGUGAAAGAGAAGCUGCGCAUGAAAUCAACAUAACAACGAACACGACGAACCCCCCACAUAUUGGCGCUUCCGGUAGUGUAGCUGCUACACACGGAUUUGGAUUCUUCUCUGACGAGGUGCUGCUGUGUAUUCUCUAGUCACGGCCAAGAUUUUAUUGGACACUAGACAACGGCAAACCGGAGACCUCAAGACUCGCUGUGGCAGGAUCUCCAAUCGUAUUCUGGAGACAGUUUUUAUGAAUCGUUUCCCCGCAAGUUAGGUUAUGGCAAACUUGAACUUCCAACAACCGCCCAGAAGCAUACCGAGUAGUGUGUCCUUAAGCGGGAGAGGCGGCGGAGGUGGAGGAGGUAGCAGCAGUGUAGUGGGUGGCUCGGCCGGUGGUGCCUUCGGCGGUAGCGCCCUCAGCGGGGGCCAUGUUACCCCGACCUCCGGCAUGUUCCCGUCGGUGGUGGGCGGUUCGGUGGGAGGCGGUGGCCCCUUCGGACAGAGUGCACCCUCGCAACAGCAAAGCAACCAAUCCUCCUCGUCCGUGGCACCCCUCUCGCCCAGCACGAACGGUGGCAAUCCUCGGUCCGGCGGUGCGACUGGCAUCAUGGGCGGAGGAAAUGGGGGUGUGGGUGGGGGUCUUGCGAGUAACGGCCCCAGCAGCGGCCAGCAGCAGCAACUUUCCUCCUCCAAUGCGGCGUCCGGUGGAGGCCGAAGUUCCAACCUCUUCGGCGGCGGUGGUCAGCAGCGCGGCGGCGUUGGUGCCGGCGUUGGUGCGGGCGGUGCAGGAGGAUUCGCGGAUCGCAGGACAUUAUCCGGACUCGGCGGUACAUCGAUGUCCAAUAUGGUUUCCUUCAUGCAGUCGCGAGGAUACGGAUCUCAAAGCGGGAAUAGCAUCAACAACUACCACGGUGUGUUCGUCGACGGCGGUGCGACGGAUACGGGCACUCCGCCCCUGCUCGAUCUCUCCGAAUUCCCUUCGCUCACGAACGCGCGCGGUGGCCAAAACGAUCAAUCCCUGCCGCAGUCGAACGCGCUGCAACCACCUGGUAGUAAACCGUACGUUGGGAUGGUGAAACAACCGACGUCCGAACAGAUUGCGUUUACGAUGUCGAACGAAGACUUCCCGGCCCUUCCCGGCACGCAAAAUGCCGAGGGCAGCCAGAUGGGGGCGGCCAGCCAGGGCUUGCAGGGCGUCCACCAUCAUCAUCAUCCGGAUCACCAUGGGGGCGGUGGUGGAGGUGGCGGCGUCGGUGGAAACGAUAGCUUGGGAGGCAAGGGUAGCGGUGGUGGUAGUGGAGGGCCAGUAGGGAGUGCAGCUGGUAUGGGCAUGGAUCUGCAGAGUGAUUCCGGCAAUUCCAACGUUAACAUGGACAAGGGAGCGAUGAAGCGAGGCGUACAAACAUCACCCAGCGGAUCGGUAACGAAUAUUCCUGCCAGUAUGGUGAACAACCAGUUCGGUAUGGUGGGCCUACUAACGUUCCUCCGGGCCGCGGAAACCGAUCCCAACCUGGUGACGCUAGCGAUGGGUCAGGACCUGAUGGCGCUCGGUUUGAAUCUGACCGCGGUGGAAAAUCUGUACCCGAGUUUUGGCGGUCCAUUUGCCGAUGCGCCUGCGAGACCCCAGGAUAUCGACUACAAUGUACCACCAGAGUAUUUGAUCAACAUGUCAAUAAGGGACAAGCUGUCGAAGCUAACGUUGCAAAAGUAUAAGGAUGAUCUAUUAUUUUAUUUAUUUUACACGAACGUUGGUGAUAUGAUGCAAUUGGCGGCAGCGGCGGAACUGCACAGUAGAGAUUGGCGAUAUCAUACGGAGGAGAAAGUGUGGAUAACGCGGGUGCCCGGCAUUGCAACGUACGAGAAGAACGGCACAACCGAGCGUGGCACGUACUACUACUUCGAUGCGCAAACUUGGCGGCGAGUGCCAAAAGAUUUUCAAGUGGAUACAGUGAAGUUAGAUAAAUGUCCAAACAUAAGUGCUUACGUCGCGAUGAGCGGACAGUCUGUAUAAUAUUUAUUAAUUUGUAAUUAAACCAGAAAAUCAAGAGCAGAA
This is a messenger RNA of Anopheles coustani, 2169 nucleotides long. RefSeq names its product regulator of gene activity (gene Rga). NCBI's taxonomy places the organism in Eukaryota, Metazoa, Arthropoda, Insecta, Diptera, Culicidae. The record is from RefSeq and is a predicted model, not a curated record. The transcript is spliced from 9 exons. Gene Ontology annotation, biological process: nuclear-transcribed mRNA poly(A) tail shortening; regulation of stem cell population maintenance; regulation of DNA-templated transcription. Gene Ontology annotation, cellular component: P-body; CCR4-NOT core complex. Bases 394 to 2127 code for a protein of 577 amino acids.